AUGGCCAUGUCUCUGGGUAGAAGAACAGCUUCUGGAAUAUUAUUCACGCCCAGUGGCUUAAGCUUUACGUUCACUGAGAAAUCCAGCACUGGAGAAAGAAGCCAUGAUCGACGACGACGACGACGUCGACUGGCUGAUACGAACUCAAGCUGCAAAACAUGCAAGCAGGUCACGAGAAACCCUGAAGAAGAAAGCACCGCAGCUCGUUGCCCCCGAGCAAAUGUCGGAGAUUGCACCCCGAGAAAACCGAAAACUCAAUCUCACACGGCCUCGGAGAGAACCCCGCUCGGUGCCGCGAGAAGGAAACUCCCAAAAGAAGCUUUGCAAAACUCGGAACCACCUGCGAUCGACGUGCCGUGGGAGGACGAUGAUGUCGUAGAUGAGACAGAGAAUCGCUGGUACAUCUACGACCCUUACAGGGACAUGAGGAUGGACAUCGAUGAUAUGAGUUAUGAGGAGCUGCUAGACCUGGGGGAGAGAAUAGGAACAGUGAGCACUGCCGUAUCCGAAGAAGACCUGAGCAAAUGCUUCAAGAGGAGCAAAUACACCUCCGGAGACUCUGCUACUUGCAGCAUUUGCCAGGAAGAAUUCGUGGAGGGGGAUGAAUUGGGGGAGGUGGCGUGCGGGCAUGUCUAUCAUGCAACGUGCAUAGAGCAGUGGCUUAAGUCCAAGAACUGGUGCCCUCUCUGCAAAGGCUCUGCGUCUCCGAGCUCUGCUUGACUCUCUGCAACA
This is a messenger RNA of Zingiber officinale, 732 nucleotides long. RefSeq names its product E3 ubiquitin-protein ligase RNF12-A-like. Gene Ontology annotation, molecular function: ubiquitin protein ligase activity. Lineage: Eukaryota; Viridiplantae; Streptophyta; Magnoliopsida; Zingiberales; Zingiberaceae. The record is from RefSeq and is a predicted model, not a curated record. The coding region runs from base 1 to 720 and encodes 239 amino acids. The transcript has 3 exons.